CCUCUCUCUCCCCCCCCCCCCCCCCCGAGAAAAUAUCACAAGUCUCUUCUUCUUCCGCCAUUGAAGGAUGCUUCUGCGCAGCGCAUCAACGCCACUGCUGAACUCCUUCACGCCCCACGCAUCGAAGGAUUCCUCGCCGGAGUCGGAGUCCGUGGCCCAACUCCCCCGUACCCGAUCCAUAACCUUGACCGCCUCUUCCUCGGGCUCUUUCUCGCCCGUCGAUCAUGAUCACUCCCCGAAGAGAAUGAGCCGGGCCUUAUCAGAGUCGAACCUCCGUGACCUCGCGGUGCCGAAGAAGAAGCCGCCUCUCGCGAGGGCACUGGACGGGCUUGCCGUGGAGGAAGAGGAGAAGGAUCUAGGAGGGCUCGCGCUUGAAGAUGAUGGAGGCUUGAGGAUCGGAUCCUUCGGCGGGAUGUUCUUGGGGUCGGGACUGGACAAACUUUGCGAUGUAGGGGGCACGGCCGGCGGCGGCGGUUCGGAUGGUGGAGACGGCGGUCAUGGGGGGUUUGGUAAUGGGUGGGAGAACGAUAGGGGGAAUGAGAGCACGGACGCGUAUUACCAAAAGAUGAUUCGGGCCGAUCCUGGGAAUCCUCUGCUCCUCAGCAAUUAUGCCAAGUACCUUAAAGAGUUGCGUGGAGAUCUAGUAAAGGCUGAAGAGUACUGCGGGAGGGCGAUUCUUGCGAACCCGAAUGAUGGUGAUACUCUUUCCAUGUACGGGGACUUGGUAUGGCAGCAGCAUAAGGAUGCUGCACGUGCAGAGACCUACUUCGACCAAGCCGUCAAGGCUUCCCCCGAUGAUUGCUAUGUUAUGGCUUCUUAUGCUCGGUUUCUUUGGGACGCCGAGGAAGAUGACGAUGAGGAGGUGGCGGAAGAGCCGGCGGGGACAUCACCUCCUAGUUUCUUCCAUGGAAUUCCUCCAUCAGUCCCUCCCAUAGCUGCUGCCUCUUAAGCUCCUCCCUCUCCCCAUCUCUCUCUCAUGUAAUAUCAGCUCAUCCAUAACAGUUUUGACCUUCCUUUUGUAUUUCGCAUUAACUUUUUAGUUAGCUUUUACAUCCUACUGAGUAGUAUUCCAACAGAAUGUAUAAAAGAGAAUAAGAAAUGGAAAUCAGUUCUCUCUUCUUACUUGUC
This is a messenger RNA of Punica granatum (pomegranate), 1128 nucleotides long. Lineage: Eukaryota; Viridiplantae; Streptophyta; Magnoliopsida; Myrtales; Lythraceae. The record is from RefSeq and is a predicted model, not a curated record.